Molecule: messenger RNA, 2634 nt
Organism: Suillus subaureus
Lineage: Eukaryota; Fungi; Basidiomycota; Agaricomycetes; Boletales; Suillaceae
Product: fungal-specific transcription factor domain-containing protein
Exons: 8
Coding region: 1-2634 (877 amino acids)
Biological process (GO): regulation of DNA-templated transcription; DNA-templated transcription
Molecular function (GO): zinc ion binding; DNA-binding transcription factor activity, RNA polymerase II-specific; DNA binding
Source: RefSeq, a predicted model, not a curated record
AUGUCUCCAGCUCAAGAGGAGCAAGAAAAGGCUUCGACAUCCAUCCUGAAGGAGAGACGAUUCAAGUUGAGUAGAGCGUGUGAUCGCUGUCGUCGAAGGAGAAUCAAGUGUGAUGAGGGUCAUCCGUGUCAAGCUUGUCUCACCGCUAAUUCACCAUGUACGUUUGAAGAACCAGGAAAGCGAACACAUCCUCAUAAGUCAAAAAGAACUGCGACGCUAGAAGAUAGGAUGCAUCACCUCGAGACUCUCAUUCAAGCGAUCCCUCCUGCAGUUUUCGCUGCCGGAGGUGCGGGCGCAUCUGCACUCACCUCCUCCCAAUUGCUAUCUUCAGAUAACAUCGCCAGCCCUUUGGCGUCCUUCGCCUCGGCAAACCACAACUUUCCCUCGGGCGUCCCACCCCCAUCUUUGCACGUUUUCCCACUUACCAAUCCGUCUACCCACUUCAGAGCAUCUCCGCCCAUGAACUCUCCGCGAGCUCAAAGUCCGAACACUGCAUUUUCCUCGAUGCUUGGUCAGUCAUCUCAUACCCCAAAUGCAUCAAAUUGCGAACAACCGGAAGAGACAUCACGCAUGUUUAUAUCGGCUUCCUAUCUGUACUUCGAUGAUGAAGGCUACACUCGUUGGCAAGGAGAGACUUCUGGUCUUCCUCUAUUAGACCUUUUGGUCGAAAAUCACACUCCAGUCAAGUCUGAAGCUGAGAAGGGCUCACCAGAUCCAGCAUGGGCAAAUCCAUCUUCUCAUACCUCCAACCCAACUUGGUUUCCCAACAGGACACCCAGACGCACCGACGUCAAUCCUGAAACAUUAUGGCGCCUUAUCACUUCGUAUAUAGUUCCAGAACUUAUGGACAGUCUAGUUCAAUGCUAUUUAUGUACUUCUUAUUACCUGCUGCCUUUCCUACAUGUUCCGACAUUUUUGGCGGACUAUGGCAAUCCCAGAAAGUGGGGUGAGCCCGGGUUUGCGGCCUUUAUCGUAGCUAUAUGCUGCCUUGCUUCCCGUCACAUCGAUGACCCGAGAGUACGGUCGGAUCCCAGUGAUGGCAUCUCUGCCGGCACCCAGUGGUUCGAAUUGUUUGGACGGCUACGUACUCUUCCAAUCGCGGACCAUCCUACAUUGUACACUAUCCAGGCCGAUCUAAUCGCCGCGGUUUACGCUGUUGGGCUGGGAAAACUCUCAAAAGCAGCAGCACUCUUAUCAGAGGCUAUCACUGUGUCGAUCGAUACUGGCCUGCAUCGAUCGGCCGACACCUAUGACCUCUUUAAUCCCAUCGAGGACGAAGUCCGUAAGCGUACAUUCUGGUGCGUAUACCUAUGGGACAAACAACUGUCUGCCCACUUUGGCCGUCCCCCAAUGAUUCGCCUUCGGGACACCGACAUUGGAGAGCCUACCGUUGUAGAUGACGAGUUCAUCACGCAUGAUGGGAUACUCUCGCAGCCCGCAGGAACGGAGAGCCGUAUGAGUGCAUUUAUCGCCUCCGUGAGGAUCAUGGUUGUAAUGGAGUCGGUGUUGGACAUACCGCCUUCACGCGACCGGACAGGUGAUUCUUCUCCAUUCUUGUUACGCGCCGCAGGCGUGUUGUCUGGUCAUGUACGUCCGAAGGACCUACGCGAAGAGGAGGCAUUGCUGGACGAAAUUCGCCGAUCAAUACCUCCGUAUUGGGCGCAUACGUCGGCAACAUUGGCGAGUGAUGAUGUGAUUAGGGUCACCCAGGCCGUGCGUUUGCACUGCGCUGAGCAGUAUGUCAGGAUGUUGAUCCAUCGACAUCGCUUCUCAACUUUUGUGGCGGAGAGGGCAUAUAGUGCAUUAAUGGAGGAGGAUCCCGUGGAUGUAGAGAAGGAGGAGAUGAGUGCCGCGCAGUCGUGUGCGCUGCAGAUCAUCUCGUCGCACAUGCAGGUAGCGGGGAAGGGGUUGAUGACGUAUUAUGGUGUGCAUGUCAUUCACCAGCUCACGCAAGCAGGAAGGACGCUUAUCACCAUAUUGAUUAACUGCAAGAGCGAAAAACUUCAACGCUUGAUUCAGCCUGCGCUUGAAGCGCUUCGAUCGUGUGUUGGGUUAUUAAGGCGAUUCAGUGGGCGAUACGUGUGUGGACAGAGAUCAGGGGAUCUCAUGGAAGAAUUUUGUCGCUUGACUCAAAUUCCUCUGGAGCCUUCUCGCCCAGAAGGUCAGGAACAGUCAAGUUCGCGUCCCCCCUGGAUAAGACCCAUCCGAAAGAAGACGCCCAGCGUUGCUGCCAAGGGUGCAGGCAGUGACGGUGGAUCUCAACAUAGUAGUCCUGAGGCUUUUUCGCCCUCCGACUUCUUCGUAGACCCUACCCUUGGAGCCACAAGCCCACAAACGAUACCGCAGAGCGCUUUUUCGCCUGCACCUGUGCCACCAUCAUCACGAUAUCCACGGCGGUUGUCGCUUUCGGCACCGAGUUUUAUGGAACCAGGUGGCAUGGAUAUGGAUGCGUCUGCGGGGAUGUAUUUGUCGUCACCGGCAGAUAUGAUGAAUAUGUUCGGGGACGGGUCGGUGGAUGUUGCGACGCUUUUCUCGGGCGCGUCUGAUUUCAAUAUGGGUCAACAUCUUGCUGACCCACAUGAUCCGUUGUACGGGCACAUGAAUGGGGGGAAUAAUUUAAUCGCGUCCCCUUGA